AUGAUACCUAGACAGUAUUAUACUGAGCGUGACUUACGAAAACGUCAAAUAGACGCACUAAAGGUUUUUAAUGAUAAUGUUACGGAGGUAAAAGAACAUGCUGAAUAUAAAGUGGAGUUUACGGCAAAUUCAAGGAACAUGGUUCUAAAUAUUGUUCUUAGUCCAGAAUUUCCAAAUGACAAACCUGCUAUUUUUGUUAAUCCAGUUUUUAACCAUCCAUGGUUAGGAGAGAACUCAAAUCAGGUGGUGGGUGCACCAGGACUUCUAAAUUAUACUGUUCAUUCUGACUUAGGCAGAGUAGUGCAAGCAAUAAUAAGAGAGUUCCAGCGUUCUGUCCCAAGUAUCGCCAAUGAAGAUAAGUCAACUGACACAAGUCCUCAGUCCCAUAUUAGUGUGAAUUCAUUGAUGUUCCCUGAACUAAGUGAAUUGAAUAUUGAAGAAUUACAGGAAAUAUUAGAAAAUCCAGACUUGCAGGACAAGUUAUUAGAAAACAAUCCACAACUAGCAGAAAUUGACCAGGAAACAGAAGAGUUAAUGAAUAGUAUUGAAGAAAUUGCUCAAGACAAUCUCAAUAAGCAGCAAAUGCUUGAUGAUAUGAAAUCUAAAGUACUUGAAGGCAUAUCAACAAUAGUUCAAAUGAAGAUGAGUUAUGAAGAUCUGAACAAACGGUACCAAGAGUUAUGUGAGGGAUAUUCACCACACCGUAUCAGGGAUUGCUUGAAAGAUGCUGCAAUACGGGCUGAUGAAGAUGCUGAAGCUAUAGCUGAGCAGUUUUUAUUAGGAAACGUAUCAGUGGAGACGUUUGUCUUGAAAUUUGCUGAGAAACGUGCCUUGGGCCAAGCGAGAAGGGCGCGAGAAGAAAGAUUGGCGCAUCAACUGGCUCAAUUGGAUCGAGCUACUACAUAA
Messenger RNA from Pieris macdunnoughi, 906 nucleotides. NCBI's taxonomy places the organism in Eukaryota, Metazoa, Arthropoda, Insecta, Lepidoptera, Pieridae. The record is from the annotation of a GenBank genome assembly.